AUGGAUGCUCUACGCAACGACGACGCUUUUUCCUGGAAACAGUACAACCAAGCCACCGCCAAUGUUGUCAGUUGGCUGCGCACCGCAGCACGCUCCCUUGUGACCCCCUGCAAUGUCGAUCAGAUACACACCUCGGUCGAAGACGUGCUGCGCAUUUCGCGCUGUUGUUCGCUGGCGGGCACAUCGGUGCCCCGUGACAUCCAGCUCGCGCUCACAGAUGCGAUCCGCCUACGCGAGCGGUUUUCCAACUGGGUGUGUUCCCAACGUCAAGAGUACAGGCCCCCGCCCAUCGAAGGCGCCCUUCGCCUGCGCCGGACGUUGGAUGUGGACGACUUGAAGCAAAUAAGGCACCAUUUCGAAGCAACCGUCAGCGCCACCCAGCAGCGGCUCCAACCAUCAUCACCUCCUAGUCAACAUACGCGAGCCCUCGGUGGGGAUACCGACUUCCCCACCGAGAUCUGUGACCUGGCCAACGAAUAUCCCGUUGUUUUCGAUGUCCUCUUUGGCACCUUCUGCUUGAUGACGGAUACCCACACACUCAGACAACAGUUGCGAUGCGUGUGGAACAGACACCAACGCCGAGAGAUCCCCUCGGAGGCUGCUGCCAAGAUUACCCACACAACGUUCGAGAUCAUUGACAUUCUUGAGUCGGAUUUCGUCAGCCAAGCAGAAACGUAUUCCCCGCCGAUGCCGACCUCCACAUUUGGUCUUCAACUUGGCCUGCUCUUGACCUACCUUGCGAGCGACACCUAUACUGCCAGCCACCCAUCUCAAGACUGCCUUGAGUCGUUCGGCAAAUGCAUCUAUGAGUACCCUCAAAAGGCCCAGCUCUCCGAAUGGGCGAUGAGAGACAUUAGCGGGAUGCUGCUGAAUGCCGCCCAAGUGCCGACUUGGGAAGAGAACCCGGAUCGCCAUCUCCACCAAGAGCUCCGCGACUGCGGUCGUCAAGGCGACUUCCGCAUUCUUUAUCAUCUUGUCAAGAAGGCCAAGCUUGGCCAGUCAAGCACAAAUGCAGAUCAGUACAUGCAGAAGGUGGAAAAAAGUCUUAGCCUCCUAACAGGAACACAAGCAUUACCAACAAGCACUGUCGCCAUGUGUGCUAUUGUGCUUGACAUUCACAACAUUACAGGUAGACACGCAGAUGCUCCAUUCACAUAG
Molecule: messenger RNA, 1158 nt
Organism: Colletotrichum higginsianum IMI 349063
Lineage: Eukaryota; Fungi; Ascomycota; Sordariomycetes; Glomerellales; Glomerellaceae
Exons: 1
Coding region: 1-1158 (385 amino acids)
Source: RefSeq, a predicted model, not a curated record